This is a messenger RNA of Astyanax mexicanus (Mexican tetra), 2271 nucleotides long. RefSeq lists its product as uncharacterized. Gene Ontology annotation, molecular function: protein binding. NCBI's taxonomy places the organism in Eukaryota, Metazoa, Chordata, Actinopteri, Characiformes, Acestrorhamphidae. Bases 210 to 2111 code for a protein of 633 amino acids. The transcript has 10 exons. The record is from RefSeq and is a predicted model, not a curated record.
UUGUCAGCUUUGUGUGGUGUGUUCAAUCAAGUGCGUAUAUUACAGGUCCAGAUACAGUAAAUUCUUACAUUAACUUUUUCUUUUGUUUGUUUGUUGAGAUGAUUUUAUUCAGCAGCUGCCAUUAUCUGCUCCUGAUCAGAUUUCUAGAGAUGUUUUUUGGUGGAGCUUGGCGGCCAUCUGCUGGUGGAACACAGACACUGCAGUGAUUUAUGAAUGAACUGGAGGAACAGACUGCUGAAUCUCCGCUGCUGAUCCAGGAACACACCGCUGAAGCUACACUGCCGACUGCUUGUUCUCCGUUGCUGAUCAAGGAUCAAGAAGCUCUGAUGGCUCCCUGUCCAGUUUGCAAGAAGAUGCUGUCCUCCAUCUCUGCGCACCUUUCCACAGUACAUCACGUGGAAAACGUAGAGGAGAAGAAGAUCCUGAUUCAGCUGGCAAAUCAGAAAGUGUCGAUCCUGACAUCUCCGUGUCCUGUUCCGGGAUGUGGGUAUCAGAAGACUCGUCUUGACCGCCAUCUGACCAGUUGCCAUCGGGACCUGUCCGACCAGGCCAGGGAGAGAUACAUCCAGACGGCACAGAGGAUAAAAGCCAUUACUCUCCUGAGAGAGUUGAGGGCUAGCAGUCCGAACGUGCCCAUGGCCACUCGCUUGGACUUGGCUGCUGCUGACGAAUCUUCAACGCCUGACUACGACCAAGUACUCGAGUCAGCGAAAUCUGGCGUCCUCGAUAUCAGUCGUAGACUGAGAAUGGGACAACAGGUGGAAGAGAGUCAGCAGACACUGUUCCGGUACGUCUGUGAGGCAAUACUCCUGAAGGAGCAUCAACUGGCAGAGAGUGCUGUGCUGAACUUCAAGGUAGAGCAUUGGGUUUCUCGAACCCCAUCAACCAGUGGCAUUUUCCUUGAACACUUUGACAUCAGCCUGACUCCCCAACAUGAAGAGUGGCUGGAGAUGUACUUCACUCACAUCAGGUCAUGGCAUGUCAAAAAGUCCAGUCCCGAUGUUCAUGAUGGAGGCAUCUUCUUUCUGAGCCAGAAAGGAGUUCCUGUGGUGAAUCUACCUAAUGAUAUGAAGCGGCUAUGGGAACUGUAUCCACAGGCUUCAGGGACCGACCUGCCAGCAGUUGCCCCAGUUGCCCCCCUGCCAGCAGUUGCCCCUGCCAGCAGUUGCCAGCCGAGCUCUGCUGCAGGUUCUGAAGAGGGGGAUGAUGAGCAGCCUUCCUGCUCAGACGAUGUGGGACAGGCAACUGGACAGCCACAGGCUCCGAAGAGGGACCACUCCCCUUCAUCCUCUUCGAUUGCAAGGAAGCGGAGGGCUAAGUCCACCUGGCUUAGUUUUCUUGACCUGUUUCCGGUGACUGUUCAUGCCACGACACCCACAUGUGAGGAAAUUGUCGGCGGUGGAUUUGAUCGUGAAUCCUUCCGUUACUUUCACAACAAAUGGAGGACAGUCCAGCGGGAACAGCGCAUCCAGUAUAUCUUGGAUAAGUGCAAGUUCAGGAACCGCCCCUCAGAGGCCAGGGUAUACAAUCGGCUCCGUGCUGAGAACUGGUCGGCCAACUGUCCAAGCGCCAUGGAUGUGGUCAAGUCUUGGCUCCCCGUAAAGGACCACAUCAAGAGUCCAGACAUUAUCCGCCGUAUUCAGGAACAGUCUUGGAAAGGACUUUGCCUGAAAGACUUUGGGCCACCAAAGAACAAAGGGGUGAUUGCGACAAUGCCCUUUUCCAAGGGAGAGGUGGUCUGCGACUACCAUGGAGAGUACGUCACCCAAGAAGAAGGGAAUCGGAGAAUGCAACAGCUUUUCGACGAAGCCUGUUACGUCUUCUUCUUUGCGGGACGUGGGGAAAAGGUCUGCAUAGACGCCCAACAUUCUCCAUGCCAGUGUCACCCACACCAGGACACGUUUGGUCGUUGGAUGAACCAUUCACAGAGAAGUCCAAAUGUGAAGCCACACGUGUUCAAACUCCCACUCACAGAGGGAACAAGAUGGCAUCCCAUUUUCCUCGCGCUAACGGACAUUCAGGUCAACGAGGAACUACUUUGGGACUACGGUGUUCUCAGUGACGAGGGACUUGGAGGCGAAACUGUUGGACUGGACUGGCUGAAUACUUGAAUUCCUGGACAACAACCUACCCCUCUGCCAUCUCAUACGAACUCACUGCACGCGGCACUUUACUUCACCCUGCACCACAACUCAUUCUGUACCUGUACUGUCGCCUACUAGACUUCACACACACACACACACACACACUGUAGAGUAUUUGCACAUGCAU